AUGAUUCUCGUCACCGUCUACGCCUGCAUGUCGACUUUCACUACCGCAGCCGCCAUCAUUCCAGCAUACGAGACUAUCGCAAAAGAUCUUUGGGUCUCCUUUCAAACAGCUACAUACUUAACAUCUAUCCAAAUCGCCAUACUUGGCGUUGCGCCUCUCAUCUGGAAACCUCUCUCAAAGACUUGUUUGUGGCCGACGACCGAUAUUCUCACUUCACCCAUUCUUAGUCUGAUUGGCAACCUCAGAUGCGCCACGAGUCUUUAUGCGACGAUGGCUCGGUGCCGCGCUCUCGUUGCAGUUUCAUUUGCCCUGCUAGCACCAUUAUCAACGACGCGCAGUGGCUCCGAGUCUCGUUACAUGCAAACUGGCAUCGAACGUUAUAGUUCCGACUUCAAGCAAGAAUACAUGACUUUCAGUCGGAUUGAUCCGAUUCCUUUAGUCUUGUGGGAUUUCUAUCACUCAUUGCUCCUCAUCACGAAAGCUUGUAUUCUCAUCCUUGCCGUUGCUUACGCCAUGAUAUUCCUGAUCGACGGCGAUCUCCCGAGCGCUGGACUGCCGCCAGCUCUUUGGCGAGAAUUCCUCGGUCUCAUUAUCAUUCCUAUUCAUGGGAUGACAGCUGGGAGGACGACUGCCAGGUUACUGGAUGAAGCGUCGGGCAUGAAAAUCGAUUCCGGCGCCGGAGUCCAGGCUCUGGCUCAGCUAAUAAGACUGAUCGUUCAGCGGAGCGCCAUUGGAAUACCUGCCACGCCGGUGAUGGGAAUUGCUAGUGCUGGCGCCGGCAACCGGGGCGCUACAAGUGUCCUGGUCACGUAUGCUAUUAAUAGUUAUCCGGACAAAUCGGCUAGUAAUAGGGCCUUUAUAACCUUUGACAGACAAAUAUGGGCGUUUAUGGGGCCUUCCUGCUUGAUGCAAAUCUAUCUCAGGUGUCCAUCGAUGUUCGCAAGUGUAUCUGUAAGUAUCGCGGCCAUCGUAGGGGCGGCAGCUGCGCCGAUCGUCGUAGUGAGCUUCCUCCCAACGAUGCUUGCGUGGUGGUGUGGUGGUGUGGUGGGAUAG
This is a messenger RNA of Drepanopeziza brunnea f. sp. 'multigermtubi' MB_m1, 1053 nucleotides long. NCBI's taxonomy places the organism in Eukaryota, Fungi, Ascomycota, Leotiomycetes, Helotiales, Drepanopezizaceae. The record is from RefSeq and is a predicted model, not a curated record.